CACACGCGCCACAUUGUCUUUUUAUUCACAGUUCACGCGCCACGAAUGAUUUAAGUGCGAAAAUUAUGGCGACGUGGGCGGUGCUGGCUGGCUGGCCGGCCGGAAUGUGUUUCCGUUACACCUUCACCGCGUCGGCCCAGUAAGGGAACUCUCCCGAAGAAACUAGAACCCCAAACAACCCUCAAUAUUCCUAUUUUACCCCCUGUCCGACUUGGAAACUGACACUCAUCACCCCACCGUCCAUCUCCCAUCCAACGGCCACAAUUUCUCCAGAACGUUCUCGAACUCCCGCGCUAUUGCGCCUUCCCCACUACGCUUCCCCGGCGUAUAAAACCUCCUCCUCCUCUUCGCCGCAGUUCCUCAAUAUUGUUAGUCCCUGAAUCUAACAGAAGCCUAAAAAAAUCCGUCGAAAACCCUACGAUCUCUCUACGUUUUGUUCGAUUCUUUUUUCCUCCGGCGAAGAUAUGGCGAAAGGUGAAGGUCCUGCUAUCGGUAUCGACCUAGGUACCACGUACUCCUGCGUCGGAGUAUGGCAGCACGACAGAGUGGAGAUCAUCGCCAACGAUCAGGGCAACAGGACGACUCCGUCCUAUGUUGCUUUCACCGACACCGAGCGGUUGAUCGGCGACGCCGCUAAGAACCAGGUCGCCAUGAACCCCACCAACACCGUCUUCGAUGCGAAGAGGUUGAUUGGGAGGAGGAUCAGUGACCCCUCUGUCCAGAGCGACAUGAAGCUAUGGCCUUUCAAGGUGAUCCCUGGUCCUGCGGAGAAGCCCAUGAUUGUGGUCAAUUACAAAGGUGAAGAGAAGACCUUCGCUGCAGAAGAGAUCUCUUCCAUGGUGCUUAUUAAGAUGCGGGAGAUUGCUGAGGCGUAUCUUGGUACCACCAUUAAGAAUGCUGUCGUGACAGUUCCUGCUUACUUCAAUGAUUCCCAGAGGCAGGCAACCAAGGAUGCAGGAGUCAUUGCUGGCCUCAAUGUUAUGCGAAUCAUCAAUGAGCCUACUGCUGCUGCUAUUGCUUAUGGUCUUGACAAGAAGGCCACCAGUGUUGGGGAGAAGAAUGUUCUGAUCUUUGACCUUGGUGGUGGUACUUUUGAUGUUUCCUUGCUGACCAUUGAGGAGGGUAUCUUUGAGGUGAAGGCGACUGCUGGUGACACUCACCUUGGUGGUGAGGAUUUUGACAACAGAUUGGUCAAUCACUUUGUUCAGGAGUUUAAGAGGAAGAACAAGAAGGAUAUCAGCGGGAACCCAAGGGCCCUCAGGAGGUUGAGGACUGCUUGUGAGAGGGCGAAGAGAACCCUUUCAUCCACUGCCCAGACCACCAUCGAGAUUGACUCUCUAUAUGAGGGUAUUGAUUUCUACUCCACCAUCACCCGUGCCAGAUUCGAGGAGCUCAACAUGGAUCUCUUCAGGAAGUGCAUGGAGCCAGUGGAGAAGUGUUUGAGGGACGCCAAGAUGGACAAGAGCGCCAUUCAUGAUGUCGUUCUUGUCGGUGGAUCCACCAGGAUUCCCAAGGUGCAGCAGUUGCUUCAGGACUUCUUCAACGGGAAGGAGCUCUGCAAGAGCAUCAACCCCGACGAGGCCGUUGCCUAUGGCGCAGCAGUGCAAGCUGCCAUCUUGAGCGGCGAAGGCAACGAGAAGGUGCAGGAUCUUCUUUUGUUGGAUGUCACUCCUCUUUCUCUCGGGCUCGAGACUGCUGGAGGUGUCAUGACUGUUUUGAUCCCGAGGAACACCACCAUACCAACAAAGAAGGAACAAGUCUUCUCUACUUACUCCGACAACCAACCCGGUGUGUUGAUCCAGGUCUUCGAGGGUGAGAGGGCCAGAACCAAGGACAACAACUUGCUCGGCAAGUUCGAGCUGUCUGGCAUCCCCCCUGCCCCAAGAGGAGUACCCCAGAUCACCGUCUGCUUCGACAUUGACGCCAACGGUAUCCUGAACGUCUCGGCCGAGGACAAGACCACGGGGCAGAAGAACAAGAUCACCAUCACCAACGACAAGGGGAGGUUGUCCAAGGACGAGAUUGAGAAGAUGGUUCAGGAGGCAGAGAAAUACAAGUCCGAAGACGAAGAGCACAAGAAGAAGGUGGAGGCCAAGAACGCCUUGGAGAACUACGCUUACAACAUGAGGAACACCGUCAAGGACGAGAAGAUUGCUGCCAAGCUCGACGCUGCUGACAAGAGCAAGAUCGAGGAUGCCAUCGACAAGGCCAUCCAGUGGCUGGACAACAACCAGCUGGCGGAGACUGACGAGUUCGAGGACAAGAUGAAGGAGCUCGAAGGCAUCUGCAACCCGAUCAUUGCCAAGAUGUACUCUGCAGGUGGCGGCCCUGGCAUGCCUGGUGGUGGCAUGGACGAGGAUGAUGAUGUUCCGGCUUCCGGUGGCAGUGGAGCUGGCCCUAAGAUUGAAGAAGUGGACUAAGUUGUUUCGGUUUUAUAGUUGUUGGAGACGAUGGUAGUGGAUGUUUGGACUGUGUCCUUUUUUUCUGGUUUAAUUUGCUCUAUUUUCUGGUGGUCGGGAUGCAAGCUUGUGACUUGCUUGUUUUUGUUUUUUAUGCAAUUUAAGUAGUACAAUUGUCAUUCUCAUUUCGGCAUUCUUGAUCUGGCUACUUAAAGAUUAAUAGUUCUCUCUAAUUUUGAUAGUAUAUGCAAAACCCUGGCAAUCGGCUGGGAACUGGAGAAAUGGAAACCAUCGAACCGGCAAGGUCAUUCCGUCUAAAAUCAGACCGCUUAAAUAAGAGCAUAAACACAGUAGCGCAAACUGAUGCGAACAGUAGUACAAACUUGUUUUUAGAGAGACAACGGUAGCCGUUGCUCGAGGAAGAACAACGUUGAAGUCAUGAAGUCGUCAAAUGGUGAAGUUGAAUAGCCUGUAAUUCCUGGACCACGUUUAAGCCGCAGAUAGAGACAACCAUGUCAGUGUUGCAGCGCGCAGCUUUGAAACGGAACUGUCGCAAACCAACGGCCAUAACACAAAUGUGGUUGUAGAUGAACAUACUUCGGAUGUCAUGGAGCAUGCGGCCAAGGGCACUCCAUUGAGGACUGGUUUUCGAACAAGAGCACUCCGUUGGGGAUGCGCCCAAGCUGAAAGCAGAGCUGGAGACAUGCUUUGAUUGUCGCCAGAAGAAUGAAAACUCAGCAACUCACUGGAUUGGCUAGACUCUAGAGUACGAGAAGGAACUGAUUAUACAACUGACGCAGUCGGAUAUGCUAUACAGUCUAUCCCUGAAACAAAUUUACACAGCUAUA
Molecule: messenger RNA, 3247 nt
Organism: Linum trigynum
Lineage: Eukaryota; Viridiplantae; Streptophyta; Magnoliopsida; Malpighiales; Linaceae
Source: the annotation of a GenBank genome assembly